This is a messenger RNA of Cylindrotheca closterium, 939 nucleotides long. NCBI's taxonomy places the organism in Eukaryota, Bacillariophyta, Bacillariophyceae, Bacillariales, Bacillariaceae. The record is from the annotation of a GenBank genome assembly.
AUGCCAUGUGUGGAAGAUGAGGCAAUUCGCCGGAGCUUGCAUCGAGAGGACCAGUUUGUCGCUAAUAACAAAGCUGUGUGGAAUAUGUUAUAUUCAGUCUGCCAUGGAACUGAUGCUUGGCCUGUUAUCAAAGGAUACAAGACUACAGAAAAUGGAAGGCAAGCGUAUCUUGAUCUGGUUGCCCACUAUCAGGGUGAGGGCCAACUCAAUAAGAGGCGCGACUCUGCCUACCGUGUCUUGAAUACAACCCACUACAAUGGAAAGAAGAAUUUUAGUUUUGAAAAAUUUGCGGCACGGGUUCUUGGUGCCUUUGAAGACUUGAAAAAUUGUGGCGAUGGCAUGUCGGAACAUGCCAAGGUAACCAAGUUCUUGAGCAUGAUCAAAGAAGGCCCGCAGGGCGCAGGCUUGGACGCAAAGAAGGCCCGCAGGGCGCAGGCUUGGACGCCUACUGAAGAUACGGCCCAGCAAACUCAUCGCUUAACUGCGAUCAGCGGCACAAGAGCCUUAGCUGCGGUCGAUGGUGGGGGACGAAACUCCAAUCGCGGACGUGGCCGUGGUCGUGAUCGUGAUAAUGGUGGUAGUGAUCGUGGUGGCCGUAAUCGUAAUCGUAAUCAACAUGGACGUGGCGGGGGUCGCGGACGAGGUGGUAGUCGAGACCACGAUGGUACUGUAUGGUCCGAUGAUGGCACGACCAUCCUCAACAACGGUGGAUACUCCCAAGACACUUGGAGCCGUUUUUCUGAUCGUGAUCGCCGUGUUGUCCUUCAAGCCCGUGAACGUGCUAACAGUCGUCUUAUGAGUGAACGUGACAUUGCAGAAUUGAACUCUUUGCGUGAACAAAAUCGUGAACGCCAACAAAGUGAAGAACCCGCACCUUCACCAGCUCCAGCACCCUCUUCUGGCAACGUUGGUAGUGGAGUUCGACGUGGCCGUCGCUGA